UGUGGGCUAACUAAAGGUGUGCUUCAAAAUACCCUGUGCUGAACUUAUUGUUUUUAAUGCAUUUCAAAUGCAGGAAUAUAUAAAUAAAAAACAUAUCUAAAAUUAAAUAAAUAAAGUAAACAAACAACCGAUGAACAGAAAAGCAACAGAAUCCAGGUGAUCAACACACCCAUAUAAAGAUAAUCGUGCUUACAGGGUAUGUAAAGAGAUGCAGUCAAGUUUGACUGAAGAAAGAACGACGCGCCAGUUGCUCAUCAAAGCUUGAAUGUGCUGGAUUUGAGUCGGAAAAGAAGGAAGUGCAAAUUUAUAGCCAAUUAUCAACGAAAUGGCAAAACUAGCGCCUAAAAUAAAGUUAAACAAUGGCAGAGAGAUGCCCAUAAUGGGCCUGGGCACCUGGCGAUCAUUCGAAUCGGAGGCGUAUCAGGCGACACGUAACGCUAUCGACAUCGGCUACAGGCACAUCGACACGGCCUUCGUCUACGAGAACGAAAACGAAGUGGGUCGAGCAAUAAGGGAGAAGAUCGCCGAGGGGACGAUUAAACGUGAGGAGAUAUUUGUGACGACCAAAUUAGGUGGCAUUCACCAUGAUCCGGAGGUUGUGGAGCGUGCCUUUCGCCUCAGUCUGAACAACCUGGGUCUGGACUACAUUGAUUUAUAUCUUAUGCAUAUGCCAAUUGGGCAGAAAUUCCACGAUGACAGCAAUGUUCAUGGCACCUUGGAGCUGACCGAUGUGGAUUAUUUGGAUACGUGGCGUGAAAUGGAGAAACUGGUUGAUUUAGGUCUCACGCGCAGCAUUGGCCUGUCCAACUUCAAUGCGUCGCAAACGGAGCGAGUGCUGCAGCACUGUCGGAUAAAGCCCGUCGUCAACCAGGUCGAGUGUCAUCCGGCAUUUCAGCAGAAGCAGCUGCGUGCCCAUGCAAAGGAGCAUGGGAUUGUGAUCUGCGCCUAUUGUCCUCUGGCGCGUCCGCAGCCCGCGCGCAACUGGCCACCCUUUUUGUAUGAUGAGUGUGCGCAGCAGUUGGCCAAAAAAUAUGGUCACACUGCGGCGCAGAUCUGCCUGCGAUAUCUCAUACAGAUUGGCGUUGUGCCGCUGCCAAAGUCAUCGAAUAAAUCGCGCCUUGCCGAAAAUUUCAAUUGUUUCGAUUUCGAACUGGCACCAGACGAUCUGCUGAAAAUGGAGACAUAUCACAAGGGUGUGCGCACGGUUCCAUUCAGUGGCAUGGCCCGGCACAAGUACUAUCCAUUCAACGACGAGUUCUAGUUUUACUAAUUCAAUAAGCUCUGAUUGUUUAUGUAUUUCAAUAAACAUAACAAACACAUAAAUAAA
This is a messenger RNA of Drosophila grimshawi, 1327 nucleotides long. RefSeq names its product aldo-keto reductase family 1 member B1. The transcript has a single exon. NCBI's taxonomy places the organism in Eukaryota, Metazoa, Arthropoda, Insecta, Diptera, Drosophilidae. Bases 326 to 1261 code for a protein of 311 amino acids. Gene Ontology annotation, cellular component: cytosol. Gene Ontology annotation, molecular function: aldose reductase (NADPH) activity. The record is from RefSeq and is a predicted model, not a curated record.